AUCUUUGUUUACUUGUGUUCCGUCAAUCUUCGGUUUUAAUCCUCGUGCAGCGAUGCAGCUCACAUUAUAGGCUCUUUUUGCACCCUUAGUAAUAUGUUUUCUUAUUUACAGCUAUUGGUUGCGGCGUGAACAUCGUCAACACACGCGUGAAGCUCUAACAAACAUGGCAGGUGUUAUCCGGAGGCUCGACGAGACGGUUGUCAACCGAAUUGCUGCCGGAGAAGUCAUUCAACGUCCAGCCAACGCCGUCAAAGAAAUGAUAGAAAACUGCUUGGAUGCAAAGUCGACAAAUAUCCAGGUGACAGUGAAGGAUGGAGGGCUGAAACUCCUCCAGAUCCAGGACAACGGGACCGGAAUCCGGAAAGAAGAUAUGGAAAUAGUCUGUGAAAGGUUCACCACCAGCAAACUCCAGACCUUUGAGGACCUUUCGGCCAUUGCAACCUAUGGAUUCAGAGGAGAGGCUCUGGCCAGUGUAAGCCACGUAGCUCAUGUUACAAUAACCACUAAGACUGCUGAAGCCAAGUGUGCAUACAGAGCCAGCUACAGCGAUGGAAAACUCAAAGGCCCUCCCAAACCAUGUGCCGGCAACCAGGGGACGCAGAUUCUGGUGGAAGACCUUUUCUACAAUGUGUCCACCAGGAGGAAAGCCCUGAAGAGUCCUGGCGAUGAAUACUCCAGGAUCGUAGAGGUCGUCAGCAGGUACGCUGUACACAACUCAGGAAAGAGUUUCUCAGUCAAAAAGCAAGGAGAGACCGUAGCAGACGUGAGGACGCUACCUAAUGCGUCCGUGACGGAUAACAUCCGGAGCAUAUUCGGGAACGCGGUCAGCAGGGAGCUGAUAGAAGUUAACAGUGAAGAUCAGAAGCUGGCCUUCAAGAUGAAAGGCUACGUCUCAAACGCGAACUACUCUGUGAAGAAGUGCAUCCUGAUUCUGUUCAUCAACCAUCGUCUCGUGGAAUCCAGCGCGUUGAAGAAAGCGGUCGAGACCGUUUAUGCGGCGUACCUUCCCAAGAACACGCACCCCUUCCUGUACCUGAGCCUGGAAAUCGCUCCACAGAACGUGGAUGUGAACGUGCACCCCACCAAGCACGAAGUGCAUUUCCUGCACGAGGACAGCAUCAUCGAGAGUGUUCAGAAGCACAUUGAGAGCAAACUUCUGGGCGCCAACUCCUCGCGGACGUACUUCACGCAGACAUUGCUGCCUGGAUUAUCGGCCUCAGGUGGCUCAGAGGAAAAGGCCUCCAGCGCCGCGGCGGAGCCGGCCGAGCGCGUCUACGCUCACCAGAUGGUGAGGACUGACUGCCGCGCUCAGAAACUGGAUGCUUUCCUCAAACCAAAAGAAAAGCAGCCUGCUGAUCCAGAGACGGCUGGUCCCAGCAGCGGCAAGACCGCCACCAACGCCGACCAGCCGGGCGUCACAGAGCUGAAGGAUAUAGAUGAUGAAGAUAUGAUGGAGGCUCUGGAAGAGCAAGAAGCAGACCUGGUGGAAGACCAGGAGGAAAGCAGCAUUGCCUCUUUGGAUGGACAAAGAAAGAGGCCGAGAACAGAGGAGGAGGGACAGAAGGAGGUGGACGAGGAGCUGACGGCGGCAGCCUCGCCUAAACGAAGAGUCAUCAAGCUGAACAGCGUCAAAGAUCUGAGAGCUGAGAUCGCUGAGAACACACACAAAGGUCUUCAGGAAGUGUUGCAGAGCCACUCUUUCGUGGGUUGUGUCAAUCCGCAGUGGGCUUUAAUCCAGCAUCACACCAAACUCUACCUGCUCAACGCCACUAAGCUCAGCCAGGAGCUUUUCUACCAAAUUCUCAUUUACGACUUUGGAAACUUUGGCGUCCUCAGACUAUCUGAACCAGCUCCUCUUUAUGACCUCGUCUUGCUGGCGUUGGACUCGGCGGACAGCGGCUGGACUGAAGAGGACGGCCCCAAGGAAGGCUUAGCUCAGUAUAUUGUGGAUUUUUUGAAGAAAAAGGCUGAAAUGCUGGAGGACUACUUUUCUCUGGAGAUAGAUCAGCUCGACAGGAAGUGAAGCCAGAGCGGGGAUUCCUGUGGUCACGGAUGGAAGGUUCCGCUCAGUUUGCAAAUUUCAUUUAAAGAGCAAGUCACCCCCUACCAGAGUAUUACUCCACUCCCACUUCCUGUUUUAAAAAUGCAACAAAUGCUGUUGCCUGGCAGACUUGAGGGCAGAGCCACCGACAAAUACACACACACAGACCCACAACGACAUUGUGACAUCAUAAUGUGCCAGCUAACGUCCUAGUGUACCUCUUAGCCAAUAGCGAUGGCAGAUUUAAAUUUAAAUGCAGUGCAGAGUUUUGGCCUAAAGACGGCACAACACUGACAGUUUUAGGCAGAAAAUUAAAAUUUUAACUAAGAUGAGCUAAAGUGCCAAAUUGUUGACUGCACAUGUCUGCAGCACGAUUAGAGACUCGUUUAUAUAGUUUAUCAGCAAAAAAACGUUGAUUUUGGGGUAACUUGCUCUUUAAGGAGUUGUUCCACAUCUUCUGUUUAGAGUCUGGUUUUGUUCCAGUCGGAAACAUUCAGGAGAUGGACCUGUUGCCUGCGAACGCAGCCGGUUCGCUGUCAGCUGGCAGAGCUGUAAGUUUGUUGCCAUGGCAACGUGUGCGAGUGUGUCGAGAGCCGGCAGACCGGAGAGAUUGAGGAGAUUCUGGACAUGUUCUGGAAGUUUAGAUCUGUUGUUCUUGGGUUUUUAUGUUCUUCACCAUAAAAACACCAGACAAUAUUAGCUAGCAUGCUGUGUAAGUGAAAUGCGGUUACGUAGGAGCAUCAGUAGAAAUUAAGGCAGGAAAGGUGCCAACGGCAGAUGGAAAAAAGUUGUGGUUUUGCGCGGGCCACUCCAGCACUUAUCCAGUCAGAAACCAGAACCAGUCAAGAAUCUGAAGGUAGUCCUCUUUGAUUUAUUAAACCACUUUGUGCAACACACCACAGCAUGAUGCUGCCACCAUCGUGCUUUACAGUUGCUCUGGUGUUCUUAGGUCUGAAACCCUCACCUCGACUCCUCCAAACUUGAUUAUGACCAGGGCUGCACGAUGAUAGGAAAACCUGCGAUAUGCGAUAACAGUGAUUAAUGUUGCGAUGACUAUAUGACUUGCGAUAAAUACAAACUUAACUCAAAAAAUGACUAAAAAAAAUCAUAAAAAAGAGGAAAGCAAAAGAUCUGAGGAAAGGGAAAAAGAAAAUGAACAAGAAAAGGCAAUCAGUGGGUCCCGGGAAAAGCAGAAUCAGCAGAAAGAGCAGAACUAAGCUAACUCAGGUGUUUGCUAACCAUCAAAAUUAAGUGCCGUCCACCUCGGGGGCGGGCGUCUAACCUAUGAGAACCCACCCAAUUGGCCAAAUGCGUGAAGAGCUCUAUUUGAUUUGUUAAAAACACAUCAUGCUUCCGUUUGAUUGACAUAAUGCGUUAUGUAGCAAAGAUUUGAGCUGACCAUUCAUUGCGAUAUUUAUCUGUUCUUUGCGAUACACUGAUAUCGUGAUAACAAUAUAUUUGCGAUAUAUUGUGCAGCCCUAAUUAUGACUAAAUUUGACUACUUUGCCCCCAACAGGAAGGAAAUCUAACAGGCCUGCCGCUCCUCC
Messenger RNA from Nothobranchius furzeri (turquoise killifish), 3588 nucleotides. It is a transcript of the gene mlh1, whose product is annotated as mutL homolog 1, colon cancer, nonpolyposis type 2 (E. coli). NCBI's taxonomy places the organism in Eukaryota, Metazoa, Chordata, Actinopteri, Cyprinodontiformes, Nothobranchiidae. The record is from RefSeq and is a predicted model, not a curated record. Gene Ontology annotation, cellular component: MutLalpha complex. Gene Ontology annotation, biological process: mismatch repair. Gene Ontology annotation, molecular function: ATP hydrolysis activity; ATP binding; mismatched DNA binding.